CGGAAGUCUUCGUGGUGAUAAAAUUUUCAGAUCAUGGUGGAAAACUCCCCGUCGCCGCUGCCUGAGAGAGCCAUCUAUGGCUUUGUGCUCUUCCUGGGCUCACAGUUUGGUUUCUGUAAGUUUCUCUUUAGGUUUUCUUAGGAGCCAUUUCUUCUUGUGGAAGAGAAGUGGUGAGAAGUGAAAACCACCACACAUGUUUAUAUUCAUUCUAUAUUAUUCUGUAUUUAUUGCACAUUUUAAGAUGUUUAUAUUGGUUAUAAUUAUCUAAACAUAAUCAAUCAUUAGCCACAGCAGACGGUAAGCCGGUGACACCAGAAUUAGGUGAAAACUGUUGGACUUUUUAUUUUCAUACCGAUUCAAAUUAAAGAAAUGUGUAUUUUUUGUUAAAUCCAGUCAUAUUCCAUUGUUCUUUUCUGGGAAGAAAUGAGCCACAUUUAUGACACUAAUAAGGCUGAAUACUUCAGUAAAUAUGGGUGAUUUUUACAAGGAGAGUCAUCCUUGUAACUGUCUCCUCUCUGUAGUUUUGUUCUGCCUGUGGGCGUAUGUACCAGAGGAAUGGCUUCAUUCAGUAGGACUCACCUACUGGCCUCAGAAGUAUUGGGCUCUUGCGAUGCCAAUCUACCUCCUGGUUGCAUUAAUGGUUUCUUUUGUUGUGUUGUUCGGCAUUAACAUGAGCAACACGGCUCCACUGGACUCUGUGGACAACGUCACAGAUGUAUUUGCACAAGGUCAGAGGUCAGACUGCCACAGGAAGGGUGGAAUACCCCGACUGGAGGACGUCUCCAUCAGUGAAGUCAACAAAAUGUUCUAUUUAUCCUCUGAGACGUGACAGUGGGCGGGUUAAGAUUCACUGCACCGUCGCUGUUUAGUUCAUUUGAUUGUUGUUUUCUUGUUAGAAAAAACUCAGUUUUAUAUGACAACAAUUAUAUAAUUGCUAUGAUAUUAAAUCCUCAGGUUUUUAUUUAUUUUUCUUUCUGUAUGGGUCAGAAAAAUGCAAAGUUUUGUGCAGCAAUUAUUGUUUUUAUAAAGCCCAAAGUAAAGUAUGGCUCCAAAUCUGUAAUAAAUAUAAUUCUUUGAAAGCAAUUCUAAAAUGAAAGUGCAUCAAUUUGUGUUGGAGAUGUUAACAAGGUAACAAGUAAAUAAUACUGUUAUAAAUGAUUAAUUUGUUAAAUUGAUGGAAUAAAUAAUAAUGGAAGUAUCAAUGGUAAUGCAUAUUAUAUUGAAAACCUACAUUAAUGUUACAUUUGUCUUAAAAUAAUAAAUGAUAAUAACUGUUGUGUUUAUGCAGAAGGAAGAAAGAUCAUUCUCAGUUUAUGUCAAAUUUUAUUUAUUAUGUAACAACUGAUUUAUGAGUCACUGAAAGUCUCCAUUGUUGCAUGUUGCAUUUAUAUAUCAUUGUUACCGAUAUCUGGAUUUUGAGUAAAUGCUAAUACUAAUUUCCUAGAUCAGAAGAAAACCUUUAAAUACAGAAUAAAAUAUUUGUCAAAUAGUUUUUUUCAAAAUGGAAUGAGCUGGGUUUAGUUUUAUUGAAUAUUUUUGUUUUUAUUAAGUUAAAUUCUGUGCAAAAUUAUCUACAACUACUGUACUUACUGUAAAGAUUUUAUUUUUUAAAUUAACUUUUAUUUAUACAGAAUGUCUCAUUGAUAUUUAAGAUCUUAUUUACGAGAAAGUAUUUUUUUUUUGUGAAAAGCCUAAAA
Poeciliopsis prolifica (blackstripe livebearer) is the source of this 1697-nucleotide messenger RNA. It is a transcript of the gene pigp, whose product is annotated as phosphatidylinositol glycan anchor biosynthesis, class P. Gene Ontology annotation, molecular function: phosphatidylinositol N-acetylglucosaminyltransferase activity. Gene Ontology annotation, biological process: GPI anchor biosynthetic process. The coding region runs from base 437 to 829 and encodes 130 amino acids. Lineage: Eukaryota; Metazoa; Chordata; Actinopteri; Cyprinodontiformes; Poeciliidae. The transcript has 4 exons. The record is from RefSeq and is a predicted model, not a curated record.